AUGCAGUGCGUCGUUAUCUAUAUGUUUGCUUUGGCUGCAGUCGCAGCAGCUGCAGCCACCACCAAGCCGCUGAGCAGUGCUGCCAAGACGCGUGGCUAUCAGGAGCAGGAUACUGCAAGAGCAUUCUAUUCCUAUGGCUAUAGCGAUGAGCAUGCAGCCAGAGCGGAGUACAGCACACAGGACGGCAGCUCGCGUGGCUUCUAUGCUUAUGUAGAUGCCAAUGGCAAGUUGCAGACGGUCAAAUAUGAGGCAGGCGGCAGUCAAGGCUUCAAGGCUGAGGCUAGCAAUCAGCCUACGCCGCCCACAGUGGAGCAACGUGCACCAGAGCCUGUAACCGAAACGGAGGAAGUGCAGCAGGCACGUCAAGCUCAUCUAGAUGCUUUAGAGCAGGCCAAACAAGCAGAGCAGCAACCGCGUCAGCAGUCGCUAAGCGAUGAGGAUGCUGCCAUAUUGGAGCGUGUGCAUCAAGAGCUGAGCGCUAUGCUGGCAGAGCGUGAGCAGAGCGAGGAAGCCAACAGAGAGCAAGAGCAACAGGCGGCGGAAGUUGAAGCUGAUGCUGCUGAGCCCGACUUGAGUUCCAGUAGUUAUUUGAAGCUGGGCGAGCAACGUUUGCCCAUUAGCGCUUACUAUAGCUACAGCUCGCCCACAGCCAAGUACAGCGUGGCCACGCCCACUGAGCAACGACGUCUGCCUACUGUGGCGCUCAGUCGCACGCUCCUGAAACGUAACUAA
This is a messenger RNA of Drosophila busckii, 732 nucleotides long. It is a transcript of the gene Cpr72Ec, whose product is annotated as cuticle protein 6. The record is from RefSeq and is a predicted model, not a curated record. Lineage: Eukaryota; Metazoa; Arthropoda; Insecta; Diptera; Drosophilidae. Gene Ontology annotation, cellular component: chitin-based extracellular matrix. Bases 1 to 732 code for a protein of 243 amino acids. The transcript is spliced from 2 exons. Gene Ontology annotation, molecular function: structural constituent of chitin-based larval cuticle.